Brachypodium distachyon (stiff brome) is the source of this 2520-nucleotide messenger RNA. RefSeq names its product protein LNK1. The transcript is spliced from 10 exons. The record is from RefSeq and is a predicted model, not a curated record. Bases 442 to 2046 code for a protein of 534 amino acids. Gene Ontology annotation, biological process: circadian rhythm; regulation of DNA-templated transcription. Lineage: Eukaryota; Viridiplantae; Streptophyta; Magnoliopsida; Poales; Poaceae.
CUUUUUUUCCCCUGUCCAUUUCGUCGCCAUACGCAUAUGCGCCGCCGUGGCUGCAAUCCUGCUGCUCCCCCGCUCCUACUCUACUCGAAAAAACAAAUUGUGAGGGGACAAAUUUUUUAGGCCAGAGAAAAACUAGUUAGGAUUUCUCCCCCCGGAAGGCUCUAGAGGCCAGCAGCAAACCCUGAGGGGUGGAGCGAACGAGCACUUUCGUCCUCUUGCUACGCGCGGAUACGUCUCGAAGCUUCCCGCGGAUUCGUUUUCCCGGCGGCGGAAACAUAGCGGAUUGAGAAGGCGGCGGAAGUUUCAGCUUCUUCGCGGUUUGAUCCAACCCAAAUCGUUUGGAUUUGGCAAGGAUUAAUCAACCACUGGGGAUCAUCAGUUGAAUAUGAUAUCAAAUCCGUUGAAUUUGUACAGUUUCGGGCCCGGAUAGAAGUUGUAGUGAUGCCAGAUUGGAAGGUGGGCGAGUUUGAGGGUAAAUUCAAGGAUGAGUUUGUACAGAAUAACAACCGCGAACAAGACGAUGAAGUUGGGCUUCUGAAUAUCUCCAAUAAAAAAUUGAAGCAUGGGGUUGGGGUUGCCAGUGAAAACAACAAGGGGGGUGUCAUGUCUGGUGCAAAUAAUUCAGAUCCACAGAAAUGUAACUCAGAGCGCAUCCAUUCUACCAAUGUGAUAGGUCCCCAGGGUAUCAACAGUGCUGAUGAUCGUGCUGGAGACUGCAAAGCUGAAUCAAGUGCUUUUCCCUUGAGCACAGAAGAUACUAUAUCUGGAACCAGAUACCAAACAGAAAACUGGAACAGUUGUCAGUUUGCACUGACCAAUGGUUCAGCUGUUCUCAAUAAUCACAGUGUUCCACAAAGUGACAUCAGUUAUGGAGAUAAUGAUCUAUUCAUUGACUGGCCUAGCAUUGUUAAUUUCGAGGAUGUUGAUACCUUAUUCAGGAGGUGUGAUUCCACUUAUGGUGAACAACAACUGGAGAACACUGAUGAGCUGUCAUGGAUACCUUCUUCAGAUGCCAUUUACUCUUCUGAUGUUGCUCUGCAGGCAGGGUUUGACUCUUCUUAUUCAGACUAUGGUAUUCUGGAUGACCUGUCAGCAUUCCACUGUGAACAAGAUAAAUCCCUGCCAACAGCUGACCCCUCAGCUGUUGUAUGCGACGAGCAAUUCAAUGGCAACUAUCCAUUCAAUGAGCAAAAUAACAUUAAUGUAUAUGGAGGACAGGCUUACCAAGAGGAUGCAAUGGACUUGUUGUCCGCUGGCCAGAUAUGCAAUGGAGAUCGAAACAUUGACAUGAUUGAAGAGCGACAUUCAUCUGAAAAUUCCAUGCAACAGCUUGAGGACAGGAAGUUUUCUGUAGCUUCAGGAUCUCAAUUAAGCUCUUCUCAGAAAUUACUAAAGCACAUGCAGCACUCAGAUUCAACUUCGGCAAGUAACAUCACUUCUGAGUCCUAUCCAGCAAGAAACUACCAGUUCAGUCCAUCUGAAGCUUCUUUUGCACAGAGGAACUUGAACGUGCAGAAGAAAGUGGCCAAUUUACAACCAGGACAGUCUAUAAAUGAUACAGAACAUCCUGGUCAUCAAAUAUUGGCAAAAAGAGCUUCAUUUGCUUGUGAGAACUAUGACGUUAAAAAGAAGGGCUUAGGAAAAAGAAAUAUGGGGGAUCGACAGGUUCCCCUGGGUACAUCAAUGGUGGUGGAUGGCUCUUUCUUGUCGUCUGUUUCUUCUGAUAACUCAGUUGAAGAAAACAGCUUUCGACAACUUCAGGAUGCAGUUGGUCAGUUGGAUGUGAAAACCAAACUGUGCAUUAGAGAUGGUUUAUACCGCCUGGCGAGAAGUGCACAAAACAGACCUGUUUUUUCAAAUGCGACUGACAGCCACGGAGAUAGCCAGGAUACAAAGGAUACACAAAAUGCAGAAGCUUUGGGCAAGUUUGUUGAUUGUAGGAGGAUUGAGACGCAGACAAAUCCAAUUGAUCGGUCUAUAGCUCUUCUGCUUUUCCAUCAGCCAUCAGACCAAGUGGCUGGAGAUGUUGAAGAUCCUUGUCACUAAAUUCUCAUGUUCGCAGAUGUCCCCUUUUUCUCAGUGAUACAAAUUCAUUUGCUACUACCACACUUAACAUGGUGACCAUCAUGAGCAAUUUGCACCUUGCAGAACAACAAUCACCAAACCUCUUCUAUGCAGUAUGGUGAAAAUUACUGAAGAUGGUUGGUGGAGAAUCAAGAUCGGAAUUGUUCAUAUAGGGUAGUCAUCGCUAUAAUCUGGUUAAGCAGUUCCGUUGCCAUCAAGCGUAGUGUGUACCGUCAGUCGUUGGUCAGUUACAAGCAAGAAAUAUGUAACCAUUGACUAGUUAGCUUUGACAUGUGAAUUUGUUCGUGAAGGUGACUGUUCUGUUCGUUCUGGCUAACAUUUCGUGUAAUCUGAAGAUAGAAUUGACACUGAUUUGUAUAUUUAAAAGACUAUUUUGUGUAAUCCCCACGCGCGCACGAUCAAUAGAGCUAUGCAGGAAAUUCCUUUUGGGACUCA